This is a messenger RNA of Vollenhovia emeryi, 1352 nucleotides long. RefSeq lists its product as uncharacterized. Gene Ontology annotation, biological process: regulation of Toll signaling pathway; central nervous system formation; innate immune response. Gene Ontology annotation, cellular component: extracellular region. The record is from RefSeq and is a predicted model, not a curated record. The transcript has 6 exons. Lineage: Eukaryota; Metazoa; Arthropoda; Insecta; Hymenoptera; Formicidae. The coding region runs from base 459 to 1247 and encodes 262 amino acids. Gene Ontology annotation, molecular function: growth factor activity; Toll binding.
AAGGUACCUUGUAACCAAACUAGACGUCAUUACGUUGUUUUGUGACAUUAUUCCGUCAGUGGGGAACUACCGUACGCUCCUUUAAGUUUUUCAUUUCUCGCUGGACGAGUACAUCUUCCUCGCCGGAUUCGUCGGAUCAGUUUUCCCAUCCUACGAUAAGCUAAUCUAUAUCAUCGUGAAAAAAAUGCAAACGACCAGUCUCUGACGCGAUUGAUGAUUGCAGAUAAAGCAGCUCGGAAGCAGAUAAUAGUGCGGCCGAUAAGAGAAAACCGACAUCGGCUUGCGAUCGGAAGUCGUCAUGUAUCCAAAUCAGUAGUCCACGAAGAGUUGCUCGAGAGCUGCUCGCAAGCUGCGUAGUCACCGUCUGCUUCUGUGUAGCAUUGAUAUCUUGCACAGUUUGCUUCGUUAUUUUUACCCGUAUCGUAUCGUACGAGUAAGUGAAAAGAAGAGUUUUAAUAAUGGGAAAACUUGCUGUAGCACUUCUGACGGAGCUUCUCGUCGUUAUACCGAUUGCUCUUGGGGAACGUUUUCAUGGGCAUUUUUCUUAUAGACAGUAUUACGAUAAUCACGUUAAUGACGGACGAUUGACGAACCCAACAACCGCUACCUAUGAAACAGCCAAGGAAUCGUAUGGCGAGCCUGAAGAUACAUACGCUAGCGAGAACAGCCCUGGAUCCUCGGACUUAUGGCAAGCGAGAAGUGGCGGCGAUAAUUACGUACAAGUGCCACGUUGCGCUCACAUGGGACAGACUUUCUGCGAGGAUGUCCCGCAUUAUCCUCAGGACUUUGUGAACAGGAUGAUCGCCAAAAAUCCCAGCCUGCUAAAUUACGCACAAGAGGACGUUAUUGGACUUGCGCCACGAUCCGACGUCGAAGAAGAACCGCUUUGCCUGUCCACGGAGAAAUUAAUUACUCCAAAAGUGGGUAUAAACAUAAAAGGUCAGUGGCUGUACAUCCUUCAGUCGAAUGAGACAAAUUUCCGUCAGAGCUUACGAGUUGAAACUUGCAGAGAGGAGGAUGCUAAGUGCAGGUUAAUCGACGGUUUCGCCGAGGGAUACGCCACGGCGUGCAGGCAGAAAUUCAUUUAUCGCGUGCUGAUUGCCAUUUCUCACGGCGACAUCGUUCGUGAUUACUUCCGACUUCCCGCGAGCUGCUGCUGUCGCGUCCAAUUCAAGCCCAGUCAGAAAGGUAACCUUGAUUCAAGGUUGAUUCAACGUCGAUGCGGUUGUCAGCAUGGUUGGAGUUGAUAAGAAAGUCGAUAUUCCUACAAUGUCAACCCUCUUUCAUUGAUGAUUCAAGAUUGAUUCAACGUCAAAGCAACUCACCAAGAAAUGAUUGGUUGAAUCGACAUC